This is a messenger RNA of Phacochoerus africanus (Common warthog), 906 nucleotides long. RefSeq names its product small integral membrane protein 33 (gene SMIM33). Lineage: Eukaryota; Metazoa; Chordata; Mammalia; Artiodactyla; Suidae. The record is from RefSeq and is a predicted model, not a curated record. The transcript is spliced from 2 exons. The coding region runs from base 296 to 706 and encodes 136 amino acids.
UCUCUGCUCACACCCUCUCACCAGGCUGGUGAGGGCUCCCCGCCCAGGGGCCCCAAGUCUUUCACCGUCUGUGUUACCCUUUCCCCUGUACAUCCGGAGCUGCUUCCCCGGCCCCGGCUCCAGAGAGCUCAGACUUUCAAGUGGGGGUGGGGAGGUGGCUCUUGGGCGCUCCACAUGCAAGUGUCAUGUGUGACAAGAGUUAGGGGUGGAUGCGGUGAACCGUCAUUCUCAGGAACCAAAGAGAGUGGGUUUGCCCUGCCCACCCCCGCUGGAUCCCCGCUGCCCACCCACGGGGAUGGCCAGGCUGACGGCUCAGGACAGCCACCACCCCUGGCUUUCUCCAGCUGUGAACGGCUCCGCAGGGCAGGAGCCCCAGAGGCAGGUUCCGAAGGUGCUGGAUGGGGCCUGGGAACCGCCUCCAGGGGCCGGGCUGCCCCUGCUCACGGUCAUCGUUGCCGUCUUUGUCCUGCUGGCCGUCUGCAUCGUGGUGACAGUUCACUUUGGGCCAAGCUUACACAAAGGCCAUGUCUCUCUCGCCACAGAGCCACCGUCCCCAAAGCCGGAGGGCGGUAUCUACCUCGUCCACUGGCGAGUGCUGGGCCCUCAGGCCCGUCACGAAGACACCCAGCAGGGACCUCCUGUCCCUGGCUCCUGCCCUGGACCAGAUGGGCCUCGGUUCAGCAUUGAUGAAAUCACAUUUCUGUAGGCAAGAGACUGGAAAUUUAGCUGGACCUGGCUCAGAACAAGAACCUGGACAGAGAAUUAGGGUAAAGCAAAUUGGGGCCUGAGCCUCAGAGCUUCGAAAGCGCAUGCAUGGACUCAGCUGGAGCUGCCCUCUCUGCAGAAUAUUUAUAGAGCAUACUGAGAGCAGGAGAAUAAAAGAAGCUUGAGGGCCCUGCCCAGAAA